AUGGCAGCCACGGCUCACAGCGACUUAUCGAUCGCCGAGCUGAAGGCUGAGAUCGAGAGGCUUGGCCGCGAGCUCGAUCAAGCCAGCAGCGAGAAGAUCCAGUCGGCACAAUUGGGUUUAGUACUGCUGGAAGAGAAGAGCUCCCUGCAGCAACGAUGCGACGAGCUGGAGAGUCUGUACGAGAACACCAAACACGAGCUGGAAAUCACACAAGAGGCUCUUAUGAAACUCGACACAACACAGAAAGUAACGACCCGGAGUGGAAUAGAGCAAGAAAAUGCUCUCCUCAACGAGUCCGCUGCUAUGGAGAGCUCCCUCACUCUACAGAUCUUGGAGCUGGAGAGUGAAUCUAAACAGUUACGUCAUGAGCUGGACCGCGUUGUGAGUGAGAGGGAUCGCUUGCUGGCCGAGAGCUCGGAGUUAGGGCAGGACAAGGCGACGCGGGAGUCUGAGCGAGCUGCCCUAAGAGCUGAGCUCAGAGAAGCAAGACAACGGGAACAGAGGUUGCUGGUCGACAUCGGAGACUUGGAAGACGAGAAUAUAUCGCUACAGAAACAAGUUUCAGCGUUAAGAUCAUCACAGGUUGAAUUUGAAGGUCUUAAACAUGAAGUCAGACAGUUACGUGAAGAGGCUGAGAAUGCCCGGGCUAUGGCUGAGGAGACGGCAGCGCUGCGCCGCAUCGCCGAGCGACAGCUUGCUGAAGCGCUUGAAGCGCUGCAGGCAGAAAGAGAGGCCAAGUUCGCUGCAAAGAAGGAACUCGAUGCUCACCUCAGCAGGGAAGCUGCUUACAAUAUCACCAACUUGGCUUACAGUAUACGAGGUAUGCCAGAAGAUGGCACAGAGGAUGAAGGAGAGCCCGGUGGCUCUUCAUCAGCCGAGCUCGCCAGCGCUAUGGGAGACCACCACGCCGACCUCUUCUCCGAAGUACAUCUCCACGAAAUAUCACGACUUGAGAAACAACUCGAACAGGCACACAACGAAAAUAGCCAGUUGCAGUCGUCGAUGCGCGCGGCGCAGGUGUCGGCGGAGAGUGAGAGCGCGGCGGCCGCCCUACUGCGCGCCGGCCUCACGCGCGCCGCCUCGCGCGUCACCGCGCUGCACGCGCUGCACGCUGACUGCGCGCCCAUCGAGGACGAGAAGGUAGACAACGGCGGUGUAUCAGCUCGUGCAGCUAAAUGGUUGACUUGGUGGCGUGUGUCCGGCGGCGAGCUGUCAGGCCUGGCUGCGCUGCUAAGCGAGCUCGCCAGCGGAGCCACCGCCAGCGACGGCUCCGCGGCCGCGCUGCAACGCGCGCAGCUGGCGCAGCUCGCCGACAGGGUGGCGGAGGCCGAGGUACGGGGCGCCGCGCUACAGGCUGAUGCCGACCUGCUACGGACUCUCGCUGGAGGUGCGGGCAGAGCUCUAUCCACAGCAGGUCCAGCGCUGUUAUCUGCAGCAGAGACCCUGGCACAGAUCUACCACCACGUGUGUGCCGUCAACGGCACCCAGCCAGAGCGGGUCCUGCUGGAGCACGCGGGGCAGGGAGACGCGGGCGCCGGCGAGGGCCGGGGGGCGGAGGCCGAGGCCCUCGCCCUCGCCGCCGGGGAGCUGGAGGGAUUGCGGGCCGCCGCCGGCGUCGCGCGCUCCGCAGACACUCUGCUCGACCAACUCACGCAUCUACGGACCGCACUCGACACCGCGCUCGACUCGAGGAACAGGCACCAACCUGUUAUGGACUCAGAGGAACGUGGCGCAGAGGUAGUGGAGCUCCAAGAACAGGUGAUCAAGCUGAAGUCCCUACUAUCAACGAAGCGGGAACAGAUCGCGACACUGCGUACAGUGCUGAAGUCCAACAAGAACACGGCCGAGGUCGCCCUCGCCAACCUCAAGUCCAAGUACGAGACGGAGAAGAUCAUCGUCACCGAGACCAUGCUCAAACUCAGGAACGAGCUACGACUGCUCAAGGAAGAUGCCGCUACCUUCUCCAGUCUUCGCGCGAUGUUCGCGGCUCGUUGCGAAGAGUACGUGACCCAGGUGGACGAGCUGACGCAGGCGCUGGCCGGCGCAGAGGAUGAGAAAAAGACACUCAACCAACUACUGCGCCUCGCUGUACAACAGAAACUCGCGCUCACACAGCGCUUGGAGGAGCUGGAGGUGGACCGCGAGAUGCGCACGCGGCGAGUGCCGAAGGCGGGGGGCGGAGCCCGGGCGCGGGGCCGCGACUUCUAG
Messenger RNA from Spodoptera littoralis (African cotton leafworm), 2208 nucleotides. NCBI's taxonomy places the organism in Eukaryota, Metazoa, Arthropoda, Insecta, Lepidoptera, Noctuidae. The record is from the annotation of a GenBank genome assembly.